Molecule: messenger RNA, 2230 nt
Organism: Clarias gariepinus (North African catfish)
Lineage: Eukaryota; Metazoa; Chordata; Actinopteri; Siluriformes; Clariidae
Gene: ccnk
Product: cyclin K
Exons: 11
Coding region: 195-1793 (532 amino acids)
Biological process (GO): positive regulation of DNA-templated transcription, elongation; regulation of transcription by RNA polymerase II
Cellular component (GO): cyclin/CDK positive transcription elongation factor complex; nucleus
Molecular function (GO): cyclin-dependent protein serine/threonine kinase activator activity
Source: RefSeq, a predicted model, not a curated record
CUUAAUUCCCCUUUCGUUAGGGGGCAGUAGUGAUCAUCACAUCGGGCCACUAUUACAAAAACAGAAGAAGAAAAACGUCGUGGUCUGAAAAAAGCAACAGAACCAUUGCUUCAUGUAGAUUUUCUAUAAUAGCACUUUCUACUCAUUUGAAGGACUGCUACUGCGUGAUCCCUGACUGAAAAUCGUUUUGGCAAAUGAAGGAAAAUAAGGAGAACACCACUCCUGCCAUACACGUUUCCAAUCUGGACCACAUAAAGCCAUGCUGGUACUGGGACAAGAAGGACCUGGCACACACUCCGUCCCAGUCCGAGGGUCUGGACCCGGCCACGGAGGCUCGGUACCGCAGAGAAGGGGCCAGGUUCAUCUUUGACGUCGGAACACGACUCGGGCUACAUUACGACACCUUGGCUACUGGAAUUAUAUACUUCCACCGAUUCUACAUGUUUCACUCUUUUAAACAAUUUCCGAGAUAUGUGACUGGAGCUUGCUGCCUGUUUUUGGCUGGAAAGGUUGAAGAAACUCCAAAGAAGUGCAAAGACAUCAUCAAGACCGCUCGCAGCCUGGUGACCGAUGUGCAGUUCGCCCAGUUCGGGGACGAUCCCAAGGAAGAAGUCAUGGUGUUGGAGAGAAUAUUGCUCCAGACAAUCAAAUUUGACUUGCAAGUGGAACAUCCUUAUCAGUUUCUCCUUCGUUAUGCCAAACAGCUGAAAGGAGACAAAAAUAAAGUGCAGAAGUUGGUACAGAUGGCCUGGACAUUUGUUAAUGAUAGCCUUUGCACCAUGCUCUCGCUUCAGUGGGAGCCGGAGAUCAUUGCCGUCGCUGUCAUGUACCUGGCUGGGCGCCUGUGUAAGUUCGAUAUUCAGGAGUGGACAUCCAAGCAGUCGUCCCGCCGCUGGUGGGAGCAGUUUGUACAAGAUGUUCCUGUCGAGCUGUUAGAGGACAUCUGCCACCAGAUCCUGGAUCUGUACUCUCAGGGCAAGCAGCCAAUUCCUCAGCAGCCCCAACUGCAGGAGAAAGACAAGCCACAGCCUUCUCCUACAGGCCUGCUCAGUCAACCUGGAGGAAAUCCUGUAGCUCUGCCACCAUCCAAGAAGAAUUCUCCUCAGGCCAGCCCACCACGCCAGCAAAAACGGCAACACCCCUCUCCAAAAGAAGAGACAAAAGUUGCCACAGAACAAGUUGGUUCUAAAAUCCCGAGAUUGGAGAGCCCAAUGCCUCCCCUACCAGUUACCCAACCUCCUGAUCGGAAACCCCCACCCUCAGCCCCUGCCCCUCCUGCAGAAGCAGACCCGGCAACCUCUGUUGAUUCGGACAUGCCAAAAGCCCCACCUCCACCCCAUGGAGCUCCGCCCCCUCUGCCUCACCGGCCUCCUCCACCACCCCCCUCCAGCUACAUCAUGGGCAUGUCCACAACCAGCUCAUACAUGUCAAGCGAGGGCUAUCAGAGCCUGCAGUCCAUGAUGAAGACAGACGCACCAUCCUACCCUCAUCUGCCACCCUCUUACGGGAUGCCUUACCACCCACAUGUUUACCCGCCUCCCAGUGCCCCUCCGCCAGGACCACCACCUCCACCUGCAUCUUACCCUCCUCCCAAUCUUCCUCCUCCCACUCCAGCCUACCCACCACCAGGCUACAACCACAGCUACCCACCACCUCCGCGCAUGCCACCCCCUGGGAUGGCUUUACCAUCUGUGUAUCCGCCUCCACCAGUCCCUCCAGGGCAGCCGCAAGUGCCUAUGCCACCAGUCAUGCCACCAGUGGCGAGCAUGAACCGUGGAGCCUGGAUGAGAUAAAAGUCUCCUAGAUGGGCUCGUGUUUAGAAUGGUCUCGAGCUGUCUCAGGAAGACGGAUCAGAACACACAUUGUGGUCAUUUUGUCCUAAUGUCAGUAGGAUACAACCUGAGCACCUGGCAUCAAACUAGAAUAAGGAUGUGAUUAUUUCUUUGAAGAUAAUAUUUCUUAUUCAUAAUUAGUCAUGAGUUCAAUAUGACUCAUGAAAAUUCAGUUCUUUUUGACACUUUUUCUUUGUGAUAAUGUUCAUAACUACAGUGAAUUCUCAGAAGCAUCCACAAAACUGAUGACGCAUUUCAAGCAGGCGUUUUGUGUAAAUAUUUUCAUUAUUAAAUCCUAACUAGAAUCCUUUUAGCUGAUAAAUCUGCAGUGUGUACUGUAUAGAGCAGCUUUGGGAUUUAUCUGGCAUUUGGUGUAAUAAAAGUCUUUUUCAAUCCCA